ACAAAAUCACACACAGUACAAGAUGUUAUUUCGCACUUUUCGGAUAUAACGUGACAGGAACUCGUGACACGGUGACGGACCACCGGACGGAGGCUUCCACUUACGAAGCGUCGGUCUACUGCGAGUGAUAUAAGUUUCGACCACUCCUUUUUUUUUCAUUUCUUUUCUAACGCGUAAUCUCGAUCACACGUUCAUCCUUGGAUAGACAGCGGGAUAUGAGCUACACCGAACCGUUGUGGGAGAUAAAUGGAAAUCAAGCACCAGUAAUCACGCAGGAAAUGUCACAGUACGUCGGUAGCGAACUUGGAAGCUAUCCGAUGUGGGACAGUUCCGUUUUAUAUCAGCCACCACCGGCUACACAUUCUCACGUCAACGAACACGGUUUGUACAGACAGCCCUGUGCUUUAUUACAUCAAAGUCGUUAUACACAAAAUGGCCGAUCACCAAAUCUUCCCUCGUCAACUACGAAAAAGCCAAGACGCAGAGUGGCCACAGUUUCUCAAAGAAGAGCCGCUAAUAUCCGUGAAAGACGUAGAAUGUUCAACUUGAACGAAGCUUUCGACAAAUUACGAAGAAAGGUGCCAACGUUCGCCUACGAAAAACGUUUAUCAAGAAUCGAGACACUUCGUCUGGCUAUUACUUAUAUAGCAUUCAUGGGAGAAUUAUUAGGAAUCGAGCCCAGCAGCCCAAAACCAGAAUACAUACCACGUGAAUAUUAUUUGCCUAAUUAAAUCGUCUAAUCGAAGACGAACAACGACAGAACGCGUCUUCCAUUGAUCUUUUUAAUUUAUUCUUACGAAGAUUUGAAAAAAAAGAAAAAAAAAAAACAAAUUUUUAUUUAUUUUCUACGUAUAAUUGACUUAAUACAUUUUUGCUGAUUAAUAACUCGACUGAUAUAUGUUUCGAAAGAAAUAUUAACUGUUCAAAUAUCCACUUAGCUGAAAAAUUCAUAUCGAUAUUAAUCGAACAAAAUCUAUCUACUAUUCUACUUCUACAAAUAUGACGUAUAAUAAUGAUAUCUACUAAUGAUAAUAAUAAUAAUAAUAAUAUAUUAAUAUUGUACAGGAAUUUAAAAAAAGAAGGACAAAGUAAUUUUCUCAAUUCUCUGCAGUGCACGAUUAUUAUGCGACACUGAUCAAGAAGCGGGUACAAAUGUAGUGUUAAUGAAGUUAAAUGAUACGUCAGAACUAUCGUUAAGACGACAAGAAAGAGAUAGAGAGAGAGAGAGAGAGGAAGAGAGAGGAG
Messenger RNA from Vespula pensylvanica (western yellowjacket), 1245 nucleotides. It is a transcript of the gene Fer3, whose product is annotated as protein Fer3. Gene Ontology annotation, molecular function: DNA-binding transcription factor activity, RNA polymerase II-specific; RNA polymerase II transcription regulatory region sequence-specific DNA binding; protein dimerization activity. NCBI's taxonomy places the organism in Eukaryota, Metazoa, Arthropoda, Insecta, Hymenoptera, Vespidae. The record is from RefSeq and is a predicted model, not a curated record. The transcript is spliced from 4 exons. Bases 216 to 731 code for a protein of 171 amino acids. Gene Ontology annotation, biological process: regulation of transcription by RNA polymerase II; developmental process.